UGCAUUACAAUGUGAAGAGCAGUUCCUAGUUCUGUCGAUAGGUGGCAGUAAUAUUUUAGACGUCACGUUGAGUCCGAGAACAAUAUCGACCCUAACAGGACUCCGUAGUUUCAGCAAAACGAUAACAUGGCGUCGGUGUGGUCUGCAAGAGUAUCCGCUCUGCUGAGGCCGCUGUCCGCCUCCCUGUGUGCCCGAACUCCACAGAUCUGUAAACUGUCCAGCUCCAUCAAACCCCCGGCUCCCAUUAACCUCCUUCCAGCUGCUGCCCGCCCUUCUAUUUCGGUCUCAGCGUUUCAGACUCAGCGAUUCAACAUUUUCAAGCGUGUGACACCUCUUGUUCCAAGUCUGAUGCUGCAGCCAAGCAGAAGUCUCACUUACUUCAGCGUGAAAAAGGGCAAAAGAAAGAGUGUCAAAUCAGUGACUCAGCGGUUCAUGCGGCUGCAUUGCGGUCUUUGGAUCCGACGCAAGGCUGGAUACAAGAAAAAACUGUGGAAGAAGUUGCCUGCCAGACGAAAACGCCUGAGGGAAAUUGUAUUUUGUAACAACACUCAGUCCAAAUUGUUAGAUAAAAUGACAACUUCUUUUUGGAAAAGAAGAAACUGGUACGUUAACGACCCAUACAUGAAGUACCACGAUCGGGUCAACCUCAAACUCUGAAUUGCAGAUUUGUGUUAUGUCUAAACAUUGAUGCUAUAAAGACUGUAUAAAAACA
Molecule: messenger RNA, 712 nt
Organism: Oryzias melastigma (Indian medaka)
Lineage: Eukaryota; Metazoa; Chordata; Actinopteri; Beloniformes; Adrianichthyidae
Gene: mrpl35
Product: mitochondrial ribosomal protein L35
Exons: 4
Coding region: 127-657 (176 amino acids)
Biological process (GO): translation
Cellular component (GO): mitochondrion; ribosome
Molecular function (GO): structural constituent of ribosome
Source: RefSeq, a predicted model, not a curated record